AGCAAUGGUCUGGUUGUAAUCAUCAUAUCUCUAAGCACUGUCAAGUAUCCAAUCUGCCACAGCAAAAUCUCAAUACUACGUCAAAUUAUCUAUAAGCACUCUUCUUGAGUCUUCUCACACAUAUCAGUAAGCUUCUUGUCGACACAUUCUUUGUGACGUUUACCAAGCUCAUGAUAUUACAGUUACAGAACUUGUUCCCUUGUCUUACCAAUACUACAGCAAACACCCACAAAAAGAGAUAACAGCUAAGUCUAAGAGGUGAACAUGUGUUUUUGAAAAAGACCUAAGAUUUGUAGUAAGUCAAAAAGGAUUCGUAAAACGUAUAAAUAAAGCAAAGAUGCAAAAAGCUAUGCACAUCUUGAUUUACAUCAGUCAUGGCUGUCUAUAGGGGAGAUGAAGAAGCAAGCCAAUAAGUUCAAAAGCGCAGCUAUCUUGUUUAAUAAGAAAUCCAGACAGAGCCAACUGAGAAAUCAUAUAGAGAUUAAAAGCUAGAGAAGAACAGGAAAAAAAAAGAAGAACCGGUUAGGUUCGGUAAUUAAUUAAUUUGCAUCACUCGAACCAAUUUGGGUAAGUAAAUAAAUUAGGGUUAACCGAACCGGUAUGGUUUUGUGUUAGUUGGAAAAAGGGAAACAUUGUAAGUUAAUUCAUGUUUAAUUACUGAUUAGUAGUGAAAAAGGAAAUAGUCUAAGUUAAUGACUGAUUAGCGGAUAAGUUAAUUACAACAACAAAACCUAUAUAUAUAUAUACCGACCCGAUAGAUAGAGAGUGCUUACUUGCUAACUUACUUAGCACUCGACUUUGUCUAGUUUCUUCGCUCUGUAAUAUUGAAAACUAGGGUUUCGUUUUCUUCGACAAUGGUGAAAAGAGGAGGAACGAAGAGGAAGGCAGAGAUUAAGAAGAUUACAGAUAAAAGCUCAAAGGCUGUAACUUUCACGAAGAGAAGAGAUGGUCUCUUCAGUAAGGCCGCACAGCUCUGUCUUCUCGGCGACGCUCAGAUCGCUAUCUUAGCAACACCCUCUUCUUCCCAUUCCAACGUCUCUUUCUUCUCCUUCGGACACUCCUCGGUGGAUUCGGUUGUCUCUGCGUAUCUCUCCGGUCAAAGGCCCGCUCCUCCUCCUGUUCCGGAAGACAGCAAAGAGAUGCGGGAGGACAUCGCUGUUUGCAUGGCUCGGAAGGAACUCGGUCUCGGCUACUGGUGGGAGGACGAGGAGCUUCUUGCGAGUAAGAGCCGGGAUGAAAUCAUGGAAGCGAUGGAGUCCAUGCACAUACUGUGGAAGGCUGCCGAGAGGUUGCGUGAGGAUGAAGCUAUUGAUUUUGAUCAAAGAGAAGGUUCGCUUGAGAAGAUGGAGGACAUGAGUAAUGAUCAAACAACGCUGAUCAGUACAGAGGAUGAUCAGAUCAUCGCUGUUUGUGACAGUUUCUUCAACAACAACAACAACAACAACGCUGCUUCUUUAUCAGCAACUCCUGCUGAUGAGGAUGAUCAUCAUCAUCAGAUUGAGGCUGUUUCUGAAAAUUAUUGCAGCAACAACAUGAACGCUCUGUUAUCACCUCCGGCUGCUGCUGCAGGAGGAGGAUUGAAUGAUCAAAACCUGCUUGAUCUUGAUCUAGCUAAUCUUGAUUUGGAUACAAUUUUUGAAGGUUUGGCCGACCUUGAUGCUGAGUUUGUGGCUUCUCUUCUCAUGUGAUGAUGAGUCAAUGAUUACUAGGUACUGACUAGUUCGUAUGUUAUAUUUGAGGAGAGUCCGGUUUGAUCUUGGAUCAGUUUUUCUUUUUAAAUCAGAUAAGAGAAAACUGAUGCAACUCAAACAGGUUCAGCUUCGGUAAUGAUAUAACUGAUAAGAGUUUCAGUUGUACUAUUUUUUUAGUUCAGUUCAAAUAUUUGUAUUUUUGUAGUCCAUAAUCAUAUGAUUCUUUCUUUAAUAAAAUCUUUCUUUAAUCAAUGGAUGACUUUUUUUUACACUUUUCACUGUCGUGUUUGUCUAUAUUCUUCUGAUUAUUGUGUUUGGACAUAUCACAUCUUCAUCUUCAGUUGCAAAACGUUUCUCAUCUUUUCUCUUAGUUAUUGAUCUCUCUCGUUUCUUCAGUUACAAGAAGUUCAAAAUUAUAGACCAGCUCAAACAAGCUGAGCAGUGAGCUUUCCAUUGUAUUACUUAAUCUUUACAAAACUGAUGCUCUAUGAACAAAGGCUGGAUCCACUCUUAGCUCAUAACCAACUCAAAUGAGUACUAAAGAUUCUCUGCUACAUUUGUCACUAGUCACUACUAAAGCAUCAAUAAUAACAAUCUAAACAAUUGCAGAUUAUCUUCACUACACACACUUCAAAUUUUAGACAAUAAGUUGAGAGGGGCCAGUUGAGUUUGGUGUCUUCUUGAAGAUCUUAAACCUAUCCCAUUUGUACACCAACCGUGAAAUUGACUUGGAUGCAAUCUUAUUACUCUAUAUGUGUUGGAUCCCUCAGGUAAUUACAUGUUCAAGUGCAAACAUAUAAAACAUAGUUUUGCGUCACAGAGUGUUUCCAGAGUUAAUAAGAAGCCAAUAACAGAUAAAGGUCAAAGAUCUAUGUACCUCAGACAACAACAACAACUUGAAUGGAAUCACUUGUGCAGUGUUUCAGUUCUAAGCCUUGAAUUCACUUGGUGAAAAUUAUAGACCAGCUCAAACAAGCUGAGAGUGUUUCAGUGUUUCACUGUGGCUUUGAAUUCACUUGGUGAAGAUAUUUUAAAGCUAUUAUCUAGUGAUGAUGAUGAUUCUGGAGUCACUUCUUCUGAGUAUAUUUUAAAGCCUGCUUGCAUCUACAGUAUGUAAAUUGAUUCCCUUACCAAAGAUUAGUUCUUUUUUCUUUUUAUAUUGCUACUUAAGUGGGAUACAUGCCCUGAAUAUGAAACAAGUGUUGAAGGCUCCUCAUUAGGAUCUUCUGAAAUGCAUGGACAUGGCCGAGACAUGACAUCAUUCAUUGCGUGCGUUUGUUUGCUUCUUUCAUUGAGGAGAUUUUGUCAUAGGUGGUUCUAACUGAGUUAUCGGUUCUAACUAAAUGAAACUCAUAAUGACUCCGAGAUGAUGGUAAGCUGUUUCUUACCUACAUUUGUGACUUGCAAUUUUGCAAACAGUAUCUAUAGCGUCACUGGAUUUACAUUGUGAUUAAGUAUCGUGAUAAAGCUAUAAGCCAAUCUACUCAUUUGUUCAGGAUGAUAAAAACUUGACAAGAGGGUUUUGGUGUUUUGUUUGGAGUUCUUUUCUGUAUAGAUAUCAUCAUGUGUCUGUGUGUAUGUGCAAAUAUUCAUUUGAGUCCUUGUAGAGUGUCUGAAUCUCUCAAGUGCUCAUUGAUAUCUACUUUUGCUUGUUCUUCAGAAUUUCCAGAUGAAGUAGACAUACAUCAGCCGCAAGAAAACGUUUUACAAAAGUACAGGGGUCUCAAAUCCUUCAGAACCUCUUCAUAGGAUACAAACGUAGUUAGGUAACACUGAUCUUGAUGUGACGCUCACUGCUUUCCCUCUACUGUUGCUAAUUUUUAUUAUUUGUUGGAAAAUGCAGGAGUCUCCUACUCAGGCAGGAGUCAGGACUAUGUCAUAUUUUUUGCUUUUGAUAAUGUCGCUAGAACCCAAAAAGCUUGUUCUUAAGCAAGCCGUGAAAUUAUAUGUGAUGAUAUAAUAUGCUUUGGUUACAAAUCAUUCAUUAGUAUGUGAUGAUAUAAUAUGUAUUUUGUUCUUCUUAACCUCCUAUAUUUUUAUAAUGUGUUUAUGCUAUUUCUUUAUAAAGUGUUUAUAGUGACUUUAUACUAUGUGUUUGUUCGUCAAAGAUACUCAUAAAUUUUCAAAGAUACCGCUAAAAGGUAAACACAUGCAUGCGUGGUAUCAUAAUUAAAUCUUAGAUCCAACGCUUACUUGUACACUUCUAAGCCCUAUGCGCAUGUACAAUAUAAACGACCGACGACGAGAUGGGCCACUGAUUAGUACAGAAAGCAUAGCGUAUUGUGCCUUUAUUCAGAAAAAAAGGUAGAAUCAAUUGAUAUAUCUUCACGCUACUGGCCACACAUACAUACGUUCCGUACUCUAGAGGAGACACUAUUAACACUUCCAUUUCGUAGUAGGAACACCGACUCGAUCAGUUUUGUUUUGAUGAAAAGUAACUCAUGAGUCCUUGUAAAACAAUACUAGAUCUUGACCUACACAACCUUGCUGCUGGUAAUUAUUUCAACUUUUAUAAACAUGCAUACAUAUUUGUUUUACAUGAUUAGUGAUAUAAAAUUUUAUAGUUUACAUGCAGUAAUUUGAUUUAUUUUAAUUAUCGGUGGUAUUUUUCUUAUUAAAUUUAACUUAUAUUUACGGAAAAUGACACUUAAUUUAAUAUUAACUUAGAUAUUUCAUUGAGGGUAUACUUGUAUUUUAAAUUAUGGUCAUACAUCUAUGUUAACCUAUAUGUAGGUUUUGGCUAUACAUACAUGUUAUAUCGAAUUAUUUGUAUGAUUUAAAUAUUUGACUCAAUAACCUAUACUACAUAAAACUGUUGUUUUAUUUAAAUUAUUGAACCAAAAAUGGGAGUGUAUCGUCUUUGUCAUUUUAAAUCUGCAUUUUUCUACAUUAUUUUUGUUUUAUUGAGGUUUAUUAUGUUGUCUAUUGGUUAUCUAGAUUUUAAUAUUUUGGUUGUAUUACUUCAUAACUCUUGGAUUAUUUUUGCAAUCUUUCAUCUAUGAUACAUCACGUUAUACAAUUAAAAUUUAUACAUGCCAUUACAUUUUAUGAUGAACUGAUUGAAAAUAAAUAUAUUCAUAUGAAACAUUUUUUUUAAUCAUUUCUCAGCCAUUUAAGUUAAUGACAUAAAUUAGUACAAUACAUAUUGCAUUUUAAAAACUGCACAAGAUAAAAUAGUACAAAAUAAUGGCAUUAAUGAAUAAUAUAUAAACUUAAUCUAUUUAGAAAUAAGAUUGAUUACAUUUAUUUUCACAAAUUAUUCAUAUGCUCCUAUUAUUAAAAUAUAAAUUAAACCGAUCACUAUAUUUAAUAACACAAAUCGAUGUACUAUCAGAAUAUCAUUUGUAAACCGAUUGUUCAUAUUGAUAGCACAUUUUUAAUCAUGUGGUACAAAUUUUUAAAUUGAAAAUCAUAUCUGUUAGGGAUCCAAAAUUAAAUUGAAAAAUAUUAUAUUAAAUUAAUAUCGUAAAUUUAAUACAAAAUUCUACAUGAUUUUAAUUAUAUUUACAAAAUUAUUUAGAUAUUUAAAAGGUUUGUUUCAGUGAAAAUGGAAUAUAUAUUUUUAUUUUAAACAAAUAUGAAAUAAAUUAAAUAUUAUAAGGGUUUGUUUUAGUGAAAAACGAAAAAUAUAUUUUUAUUUUAAAUAGAUACGAAAUUAAUUAAAUAAUUAAAAUAAAAGGUUUGUUUUUAGCAAAAAUAAUAAAUUUAUAUUGUAAAAAAAGAUACGAAAAGAUUUUAUUCUGAUGCAAAUCAUUCAAUUAUUUAUACAAAAAUUCAUUUAAACAACUUUUUAAGGGGUAGUCCAAAUAAAAAAAAUCACAUAUGAAAUAAGUCAUGUCUAUCUUAAUAGAUAAGAUGAUUGAAGAAUAAAGAAAAGUGAUAGUGGUAGGAUUAUUAUUAUAGGCUAAUGGAUAGAUUAUUGCAUGAAAUGAUUUAUAUAUGUAUUAGUUUAGUGAGACUGAAUGAUCAAAAUCAAAUAAUUUCGUUCGCAUUUUAUAUAUUGCGUUAUAAAGCAUAAUCUUUCAGAUUUGAUGUGUGACCCGAUGAAAUAAAAGUAAGAAGGGGCACAAACCAAAUACUUGCCAUUUUUUAUAUACUUCAUACUUUAGUUUGUUGGAGUAAUGUAAAUUUGGAUUUAUACUUAGUUUGUUAAAAUGAUUACUUACACUUUUAAAUAAUUGUUAAAAAUGGCGAAAUUACAAAUACUUGAACAAUUCUACUAUUUGUUACUUGUUAACCACUUACAAAUUUUUUGAUAAUUAUUUAACAAUUUUCUUCUUUAUUUUAGCUGCUUAAAUUUUGCACAUAAAUUUAAGAAAAACUUAUUUUGGUAAAACUCGAAGAUAAACAAGAAACCCAUUUGCUUAAGAACAUCUUCAUCCAUCAAUUUUCAGUAAUGUAAAUGUAGUAAGAAAAGUAAUGGGAAAAGUAAAGCAUUAAAUCAAAAGAAAGAAUGUGAAAUCGUAUACCAUCCUAAACGGCGCCACUAGCAAUCCCAACACUUUUUGAUCUUAAAUUCCGAUGUUAACUACUCUCAGAAUCUCAGACAAUUCUUUCAAUCUUGCACGUUUUCUCUUUAAUAAAUGUCAGAUAAUUAACGCGUCCAUUUUCCCAUUUUUAUUUUUAUUAUAUAAAGUCAUUUUCUUCCCCGCCCCCGUAGAAUAGCACCAAUUCGUUAAACAAACUGAGGCCAAAAUAGUAACUUCGUUCAUCUAAAAAAUCCUUUCUCUCUCUACUCUCUACCUCUCACUUCUUCCUUCACUCAUCACUCGACUCCUUUUAAAAUCUCUCUGCAUUCUUGUCUCCCUCUCUCUCUCUCCUAAGCCUUUCCGCCUUCUCUCUCCUUUCCCCGGCUUCUCUGUUUACUUUUAGGGUUUUUCGAUUUGUUCAAAACCAGAGUCCAUGGAAAUGGAGAAGAAGCAAGGAUUUUUCUCAGCGCUCAGAGACGAAGUCAUCAGAAGCUUUACUCCUUCUCGCUCCAGGCCACGUUCUCGUUCCGCGAGCCCGUCCCGCUCAAACUCGCACAUGAAGGCUCUUCUCUGGGGCAGGAAGAAGCUACUCGCAAGCUCCGGCUGCAGCCGCACCGCCGCCGGAGGAUAUCACCUAGCUUCGCAGCCGGAGCCGUUAAUCGGAAGAUCGGAGAGCCUAAGACCUGUAAUCGAAGGUCCCGAUCCAGAUAACGACGAAACUCAAACGGAUUCGAAACGAAUCGGGUCGGGUCUAGGUCACUGGGUCAAAGGCCAGAUGUCACGUGCUCCCUCCGUGGCUUCAACGAGGUCCGACUUAAGGCUCCUCCUCGGUGUACUAGGAGCUCCUCUCGCACCUAUUAAAGUCUCUUCCUCCAUCAGAGACUCUCCCAUCGUUAAGUCUCUCAACAUUACUUUCCGGUUUGUUCCGGUUUAGUACUGGAUCGAUUCCGAAUUUU
This is a messenger RNA of Brassica rapa (field mustard), 7116 nucleotides long. RefSeq names its product agamous-like MADS-box protein AGL97. Gene Ontology annotation, molecular function: RNA polymerase II cis-regulatory region sequence-specific DNA binding; protein dimerization activity; DNA-binding transcription factor activity, RNA polymerase II-specific. Lineage: Eukaryota; Viridiplantae; Streptophyta; Magnoliopsida; Brassicales; Brassicaceae. The record is from RefSeq and is a predicted model, not a curated record. Gene Ontology annotation, biological process: positive regulation of transcription by RNA polymerase II.